AUGCCCUAUACCCUAUGACAAACAGAACAUACAAUUGCAGUUAGUUAACGCCGCUUGUCUGUUAAUAACUACAUUUAACGUACAUCCGUUACUCUGCAAUAGCCUAAAUUCUCCCACCCAAACAAAACGCCGGCGAAGAAAUGGUGACCGUCGAGGAGGUCAGAAAGGCGCAACGCGCCGAGGGUCCGGCGACCAUUCUGGCCAUCGGAACGGCCACGCCGGCCAACUGCGUCGACCAAAGCACCUACCCCGACUACUAUUUUCGUAUCACUAAUAGCGACCAUAUGACCGACCUCAAGCAAAAAUUUCAGCGCAUGUGUGAUAAAUCAAUGAUCACAAAGAGAUACAUGCACUUAACCGAGGAAAUAUUGAAGGAAAACCCAAGCUUUUGUGAAUACAUGGCGCCUUCUUUGGAUGCCAGGCAAGACAUUGUGGUGGUGGAAGUCCCCAAACUUGGGAAAGAAGCCGCCCAGAGCGCCAUCAAGGAGUGGGGCCAACCAAAGUCCAAGAUCACCCACGUCAUCUUCUGCACCACCAGCGGCGUCGACAUGCCCGGCGCCGACUACCAGCUCACCAAGCUCCUCGGCCUCCGCCCCUCCGUCAAGCGCCUCAUGAUGUACCAGCAAGGCUGCUUCGCCGGCGGCACCGUCCUCCGCGUCGCCAAGGAUCUCGCCGAGAACAACAAAGCCGCCCGCGUCCUCGUCGUCUGCUCCGAGAUCACCGUCGUCACUUUCCGCGGCCCCAACGAGACCCACCUCGACAGCCUCGUCGGCCAGGCGCUGUUCGGCGACGGAGCCGCCGCGAUCAUCGUCGGCUCCGACCCCACCCCCGCGGAAAAGCCGCUGUUCCAGCUCGUCUCCGCCGCGCAGACGCUCGCCCCCGACAGCUGCGGCGCCAUCGACGGCCACCUCCGGGAAGUGGGCCUCACGUUCCAUUUACUCAAGGACGUCCCCUCCAUUGUCUCGAACAACAUCGAGAAAUGCUUGUCGGAGGCGUUUAAUCCUCUGGGCAUUUCCGACUGGAACUCCAUUUUCUGGAUCGCCCAUCCCGGAGGGCCGGCGAUUCUGGACCAAGUGGAGGACAAGUUGGGGCUAAAACCUGAAAAACUCCGAGCGACACGACACGUGUUGAGCGAGUACGGGAACAUGUCCAGCGCGUGUGUUUUGUUCAUUCUGGAUGAGAUGCGGAAAGCCUCGUCCAAUGAUGGGCUUGGCACCACCGGCGAAGGGCUCGAGUGGGGUGUGCUGUUUGGGUUUGGGCCCGGGCUUACAAUCGAGACCGUUGUCCUCCAUAGCGUCCCAGCUUAAGUCCGGCCCAAAUAUUAUCUGUUUUCUACCAUUUAUCGUUUGUUAUAUUCUUAUGAAGUUUGGAAUUUGUAUUAAUAUUGGUUUAUAUUUUAUAAACCACUAUGUUUGGUAUGUGUCAAUAUGUAUUUCUAUUCAAAGUCAUGAACAACUUUUUUUUUUCUUUUUCUAUGUACACUUCAUUGGUAUAUGUAUCUCACAAGAUAAGACUAAUAUAAUUAAGUGUUAGUC
This is a messenger RNA of Ipomoea nil (Japanese morning glory), 1535 nucleotides long. RefSeq names its product chalcone synthase D. Gene Ontology annotation, biological process: polyketide biosynthetic process. NCBI's taxonomy places the organism in Eukaryota, Viridiplantae, Streptophyta, Magnoliopsida, Solanales, Convolvulaceae. Bases 141 to 1307 code for a protein of 388 amino acids. Gene Ontology annotation, molecular function: acyltransferase activity, transferring groups other than amino-acyl groups. The record is from RefSeq and is a predicted model, not a curated record. The transcript has 2 exons.